AUGGCGUGGUUUCCUUUAGGCUAUCGGGAGGGAUUCAGCCAGUGGUGGUCUUCUAUGCCAGCUGCCACAGCUGAACACAAGGUCCUCACCUAUCUCCCUUACCUUCAGCACCAGCCGCCCACCCAUUUACAGACCGGAAAGACGUCGAAUGGCGCAAGCGGCGAAACUGCUAGUCUACAAUCUGCGGAUCAGAGCCAACAAGGCGAGGUAGCGGCCAAUUCUUUUAAUGACCCGUACGGACCGCGACGAUGGCUCUCCAGUAUGGUGCAGUUAAGUGGCAAAGACCGCGCUCUCAACGAAUUUUCUGUGGAGCGAGUGGGAGAGGACGCAGACCAACACUUGGUUAUGCUUCACGGAUAUGGAGCGGGGCUAGGGUUCUUUUAUAAGAAUUUUGAACCUUUGAGCCGACUGGGAGGAUGGCAACUUCACGCGUUAGAUCUACUCGGCAUGGGUCGCAGCACCCGCCCAUCCUUUCGCAUUAAAGCCAAGGAACGUGAAGAUGCUAUCAGAGAAGCCGAAGACUGGUUUGUGGAUGCGUUGGAAGAAUGGCGCGUCAAGCGCAACAUUGAGCGCUUCACGCUCCUGGGACAUAGUCUGGGCGGAUACAUAGCCGUGAACUAUGCGCUCAAAUACCCAGGACGCAUCAACAAGCUGAUCUUGGCUUCUCCAGUAGGAAUCCCAGAGGACCCCUAUGCGGUGACUUCUGAAUUGCCCCAGAAACAGGAUCAAGCUACCAUCGCGGCUUCCUCUGCGGCAGUGCCACCUAGCGAUGCUCCUAAGGGUGACAACAACAUUCUUCUCAAGGGUCCUCCGGCAGAUGCAUCAUCAGACCGACCUCCUCGUCGCACGAUCCCCAAAUGGUUUGCCUACCUAUGGGAGGCGAACAUUUCACCGUUUAGUCUUAUCCGAUGGACCGGGCCUCUAGGGCCGCGACUCGUCUCGGGCUGGACAUCCCGCCGCUUUUCUCAUCUCCCGGCCGACGAAGCUAAGGCUCUGCACGACUACUCGUAUUCGAUCUUCAGUAUGCGCGGUAGCGGCGAGUACGCUCUCGCCUAUAUUCUCGCACCAGGAGCAUUCGCACGAAGCCCACUCAUCCGACGAAUUGAAGGCGUUGGCCGGCAGAUGAUUCCCGCUUCCGUCCCUCCUUCGCCCUCUUCUGCGACUAGCAUUACAGAAAUAAACAAAGCCAGGCGCGAAAAUGGUCUCCCAGUCGUCUUUAUGUACGGUGACCAUGACUGGAUGGACUACAAGGGUGGUAUGGCAGCAGCGGCCAAAAUCAGAGACGAGAAGCAGCGUGCCCUUGAAAGUGCGACGCCGGAAGAGCGUAAAGCAGACAAUGGCUCUGCUAAGGUUGUCAUGAUCAAGAACUCCGGACACCACGUUUACCUAGACGGCUGGGAGCAGUUCAACGAUACUGUUCUUUCGGAAAUGGACGAUGUGGCCCGGAAGGAACGGUCUAGGCCGUAA
Messenger RNA from Aspergillus versicolor CBS 583.65, 1467 nucleotides. Its product is annotated as putative alpha/beta hydrolase. Gene Ontology annotation, molecular function: A2-type glycerophospholipase activity. The coding region runs from base 1 to 1467 and encodes 488 amino acids. Gene Ontology annotation, cellular component: mitochondrial inner membrane. Gene Ontology annotation, biological process: cardiolipin acyl-chain remodeling. The transcript is spliced from 2 exons. The record is from RefSeq and is a predicted model, not a curated record. Lineage: Eukaryota; Fungi; Ascomycota; Eurotiomycetes; Eurotiales; Aspergillaceae.